Molecule: messenger RNA, 7803 nt
Organism: Frankliniella occidentalis (western flower thrips)
Lineage: Eukaryota; Metazoa; Arthropoda; Insecta; Thysanoptera; Thripidae
Gene: Patronin
Product: patronin
Exons: 30
Coding region: 360-5903 (1847 amino acids)
Biological process (GO): negative regulation of microtubule depolymerization; neuron projection development; cytoplasmic microtubule organization
Cellular component (GO): microtubule minus-end
Molecular function (GO): spectrin binding; calmodulin binding; microtubule minus-end binding
Source: RefSeq, a predicted model, not a curated record
CGACGAUUCACGACUUCAGUUUCAGAAAUUUUCUUGGUGACGACUGUGCGUGUUAAGGUUAAUUAUGUGAAUGGAAGUGAUAUAUUUACUAUUAUGAGAACAUGGAGUUUUCCAGGUUUUCAUGCGUUCAGUGACUCCAAUGUUUUAGUAUUGCGUCGAUGCAUUUCUUGUCGCCGUGAAGCAUUUUUUAUGACUUUAGUCCACUUAAGUACUCACUAGCCUUUCAUUUUAACUCACCCUGCAAGCUGAGGCUUAGGCCUCCUGUCAGUUUACACUCGUCUUGUGCGGGUCAUGUCAACCGAACGUUGCUUUCAAACGGUUGAUAAGCACAAUUUGUGUGAGUGUGUUGUUAGAAGUGAAUGUGGAGUGCUAUCUCUCGCAUCUUUAUCAAGAAGAAAUCCUUUGAUGAAAGUGGAAUAGUCUAUGCCAAUGCAAUGGAGCAGGAUACCUACGACACGAGACAGGCGAAGCAGCGUGCCUCUGUCAAAUGGCUUUUGUCCAAGGCAUAUAAUAACAGAGUGCCAGAGAACUUCAGAGAGCCCUUCUACCGAGACCAUGAGGACCAAGAACACCUUAAACCACAAAUUGUGCACGCACUGGCGAGUGCAGAAAUGUACUGCCUUGCUCUCUCUAGUAUUUAUGGCGAUCCAAAUUAUCACAAUCUUAAUCAUUCAGGCAUUAUUCAAGUACUUCUUCGAAAAGGCAUUAGCAUUCCAGAACCAGUGGACUGUCAGGUGACAGAGACAGUACUCAUUCAAACUAACCCAAUGAAAAUUAGUGCACAUAUGUCAAUGAUGGAAGCCAUGAUGAUUUUGUAUGCAAAAGAAGUAGCUACGUGUGACAGGGUUCAAGCGGCCAUUCAAAGAUUUAGUCAUCAUGCUAGAGCAAGCCCAGACCUGGCACAGACAGAGUCUGAAUUUGCUUUGCUGAGUUGGGUCCGGGAAGCUUUGGCUGCUCUGAGGCAAAAGGUCAAACAGGAAAGAGAACAACAGGGGAAUGGGGAUAAUCAACCAAGAACACCAGAAUUCCCUGAAAUUAAGGAGUUAAAGGAUCUUAGUGAUGGUGUGGGCUUAGCAGCCCUAGUAUCAUUUUAUUGUCCUGAAGAAGUGCCAUGGAAAGAUGUUGUUGUCAGUAACUUUCCUACUGUGUCAGAUUCUGUGAAGAAUCUCAUGCUUGUCCAUGACUUUUGCCGGAGAUGUUUACCUCACACAGUUUUCCACUUAAUGCCUGAAGAUAUUUCAUACCUUCAUAUCAACAGCUCAAUGAAACAAAAUUUAGUCGUUUUUCUAGCCGAUCUCUUCAAUGUUCUCGAAAUUCAUCCUGUUAAAUGUGUUCGGUUUCCUGGCUCUGAAAGAGCACAACAAAACCUCAAAGAAGCUUAUCCGCGCAAUAGUCAAGGCGUGGCACACAAGCGCUGUCUCCCUCAGUCAGUGAGCGUGAUACCGGACUUGCGCAGCAAUUUGUCUGACAUCUCCACUCCUGGCUUCUCAGGCUCAGGCUCAGGUUCUAAAUCUACCAUCCAUACUGGUACAUCUUCAUUAAAAAGGUCACAAAAUAAAGGCUCAGGUGAUGCAUUAGAUGACAGAAGUGAUGAAGCCUUCGUGGUCCAUCGAGGUCGGGGCAUACCGACUCUUAGUUCCGUCGCAGGUGAUGAACCCACAGCUCCUGUGAGAGCACGGCAUAGAGAUCGCAGCUCCGAAAGUGAGGUGGACAUUGGUGUAGGAGCUAGCCUUCCUGCAGGUAGACCAAGUAACUGGGAAGACCAGCGUAGAAGCUCAUACGCUGGAAGACGCUCCCGUAGAAAUUCAGUUGCUGAGGAUUCACAGCUCACCUUAGAAAACUUUGGAGGGUCACAUGAAAAUUUGCACCUUUUGGGCCGUAACCCUGAUAAAGAACCAGCAGUCCAUGUAGGCCGCAGCUUGAGCAGCAAUGGCACACUGAAUGGACCCUCACGGUCUGGCAGUGAGAAGAGUGAUCCAGAGAAACCAUACAAGCAGGUACUUCCAAAGUGCACUGGUGAUCAUGUUGAUGGUGACAUGACAGAAUUGCGUCUACAGUCAACUAAUUUUGCAGAACUCUCUAGACAUAAUAAUAAAUCUAAAGCAGAAGAGUCAACAUUAGGCAUACAUAUAGGUUAUACUACUGAGGAAAGUUCUGGUCGAUCAAAUGGUCACAGUGCUCCGCCUGAGAAGAAGACUACUACUUUUGCUGCGCUACCUCAAACUAACAUCACUACCACUUGGAAAAAGCAAAGCUCAAAUCAUACUUCGUCUGAACCAAGUCCUAACUCUGACCACAUCGCAGAAGAUAUCAGCUCAGGGGGCAGUGGUGGAAGUCCAGCAAUGGCAUCGCAGUUACUGAAUGUCCGCUUGAAAUUAGAAGAAAAAAGACGCCAAAUUGAAAGUGAUAAAAGAAAGAUGGAACUUGAACUCAGUAAACAGCGACAACGUGUUGGUAAAGCAGCUUUCCUACAAGCUGUUACAAAGGGCAAGAAUCAACUAGUAAAGAGCCCAGGUUCAGACUCGAGCAAGGACAGCUCAGAUAGUUCAAGCAAGGCAUCAAAACAGGACAAUGAUGAUGUUCUUAGUCAAGGAGCUGAUAUUGACAACAUGGAUGUUGAACAUUACCAGGAAUCAAUAGCACAGAUGAAUACUAGCCUUCAUGAAAUUCAAGCUGAUUUACAACGCCUAGCUACGCAGCAGAACCAAAUUCAACAACAAACCCCUCAGCCAGCAAAUAUUACUCAACAUGGUCAGCCGUACAGUCAUCAGCAACCCCAGUACCACACAGAGCAGCCUUCAUACCAUCAGAACCUUCCUCCCCCCAUACAGCUUAGAACUCAUCCUACAUAUCAACAGCAACAGCCUCAACCCAUGCAUUCUUUAAUUAAUCAACAUCAGAUGGUCCAUGGCUACUCUAAUUCACCACCGUUGCAACAGACUGCGUUUUCUCAGCAUCAAAUGAAUCAACAUCCUCAAGCACAAAUGCAUAGCAUGAUGAACACAUCUAAUGUGCAAAGUGGGUAUGGGUCCCCACUUCAUCAGCAGCACCAACAGCUGCAGAGUCUGGUUCAACAAAAUAGUCAAUUUUAUCUUCACGAUCCUCAUCAACAGCAGCCCAUGCAACAAACACAGUAUCAACAAAGCCAACAACCCCAACACCAUAUGCCUCCCCAGCAACAUCAAAUGCAACCUCAGCAACAUCAAAUGCAACCUCAGCAACACCAAAUGCAAGCUCAACAACAUCAAAUGCAAGCUCAACAACAUCAAAUGCAAGCCCAACAACAUCAAAUGCAAGCGCAACAGUCAAUGCAACCUCAACAGACAAUGCAAAUUGUACCUCAACCUCAACAAGGUCAACGGCGAACAUGGGGACAAACAACAACUCAGCCUCAUCCUCAGGACUUAAGGACUUGGGGUGACGUGAGUGGGAAGCCUCAAACAGGCUUCCUUCUUCACCAAACCAGUACUGGUUCUGAAGUGAGGUACCUCAAUGGUGACCACCAAUCCCAUCACCCUACCCCCUCUGUUGGACUAAGCAGUCUCAAUGUGUAUGGAUCCCAGCAUAAUCAACAGCCACAGACAAUAACCCAUACCUCAGCUUCGGGCUUUGAACUGCAUGGAGAUGUUGCCCCAACCCCACCUCCAAGACGUACUCCCAGUUCAGUUAAUGCUUCUCCUCAACAUCGAAUUACUCCAACCAUACACAGAACACCUGAGGUGAAACCUCGACAGCAUAGUCUUGCCUCAGAUGACAGAAAUGCCCAAAGGAAUUCUGCUGUUCACACAGCCUUACCAACACCCCCAGUUGACGACAUGGAACCGCAAAGCAUUUCCUUCAUUGGUGAGCCACAUCGACAAGCAGAUAUGCCUAGCAGUGAUGAUAUUUCAUCUGGCAUCAGUAAGAUUCACAUAACUUCAGGAAGCCGAACUUACCGAAUUCCAUCACCGACCCGACCAAACAGUGCAAGGCAUCCUUUGCCACAGCAUAAUGAUACAAAAAAGGCGUUUUAUAUGUUUGGCAACCAGACGGGAGAUGCUCGGCCUGAUGAACUUGAAAUUGACAAUCGUGUUGAAAUGGAGGAACAAGCAGCUCCUGAAAAAGGGUUUUAUAUUUCAUUUGAUGAAGACACUACUCCUAAAAGGCCAAAGCCACCUCUUCGUGCUAAGAGAGCUUCACCAAAGAAGGAGAGAGCUGUCACACAAGUGCUUGACAGUAGUGCAUUAUUUGGAGAACGUGUUGGAAGGGAUCCAACUGAAUCUCAGGCCCGCUUGUUUGACCAUAAGGAUACAUCUUCACCAGCUAGGAAUGCCAACAGAAAUGAGAGAGAUGAAUACUAUCAUGAAUCUCAUGGAAAAAACCCUGUAGAAGAAAUUACUGCUCAUUCACAUAUUGCUAGUAGAUUGUCUAAUGAACCAACUCGUGACAGACAUAGUAGACGCUCUGGCAGUGAAGAUAGUGAAGGGGCCGGCGCAGGCGUUGGGCUCGUUAUUGGCAAUGAGCUAUCAAAUCCUGAUCCUAAUGCUGUGGAUGAAAUGGAGCGAAAAAAAGAGCGCAUCAUGCUUUUAUCACUCCAAAGGCGGCAACAGCAAGAAGAAAUGAAAGCUAGAAAGGAAAUGGAAUCCCAACAAAGAAGAGAGUCAGAAAAAAUGAAAGAGGAGGAAAAGGCAAGGAAGAAAGAAGAGGAAAGAAUCCGCCGACAGUCCAUUCUCGAACAGCAUAAAUUGAAAAAAGCUCUUGAAGAAGCAGAAAGAGAGGGUAAAACUGUGGAUAAAGAUUUGCUCAACUCAGUAAGAUCAAUUCCUAAGAUGCGCAACAAAACAGUUACUAGGCCUAGGCCUAAGACUAUCCAUGUUGACAGUGGCAAUGUUGACCUUGCUGAGGGUUUGCUUUCACCUAGCCGAGGAAAGAAGGGCUCCACAUCCAAUCUAGCAGAUUCCAGCUUGACUCCUAGCAUGAGGCGAGAUUAUUAUCGAGGUUCCACUGAUAGCCUGGCUGAUCGGCAACGCUCAGAGGAAAGGCAAAGUCGCAUGAGACCAGGUCGUAGCUACUCUCUUGUUAGAGAUUCUCCUGAUGAUGGAAGAGGAACUUCUCCUAACAGGAGCACUGCAUUAGGUCGGCGAGGGUCUUAUAAGACUUCCAGAGAUGUGCCAGAACCACAACCUCGUGGAAGACCAAAAUAUUCAACUUAUCAGUCCAACAUGCGUGCGCGCAAGUCAAACUCCCUCAUGAAUUUGAGCGGUUCGAGCACAGACCAGGACAGCAUGGUGUACCGUUACACUGAUACAGACUCAGGUCUGGGCCGGGCCACACCACCUCGGCGAGCUCCAUCCCCUGGCAUGAGUUCAGGCCGACACCUCACUUCUCCCUCAGGACCAGGAUCUCUUCCUCCCGGCCUUACAUCCAAGAGGAGAAUGUUUGAUGAUGGCUCAAGUGAUAUUAGUUCAGCUACAAGCUCAAUGCUGGAUUAUAAUGGUCCUCGUCUCUACAAGCAACCUGCAACAAAAUCAAAUCGUGGUAUUCUGUUGAAUGCUGUUGAGUACUGUGUCUUUCCUGGAGUAGUAAAUAAAGAAGCUAAAAGAAGAGUUCUGGAAGAGAUUGGUCGAUCAGAGGCGAAGCACUUCCUUAUUUUAUUUAGAGAUGCUGGCCUCCAAUUUCGAGCGUUAUAUUCAUACUGCCCUGAAGGAGAAGAAAUUCUUAAAUUGUAUGGCACUGGCCCAAAGCAAGUUACAGACCGCAUGUUUGAUCGUUUCUUUAAAUAUAACUCUGGAGGCAAAUGCUUUUCUCAAGUGCACACCAAGCACCUUACUGUGACAAUUGACGCCUUCACCAUUCACAACAGUCUCUGGCAAGGGAAAAAAGUCAACCUUCCUAGCAAAAAGGAUAUGGCCCUUGUAAUUUAAGGAAAAACAAACUGACACGGUUGUGAGCGCUCUGCUGGCAAGGCCGCUCCCUGCCGUGCCAGCUAGCCAUGCUGCCUGCGGUGCACAAAUCGUAUUAAGAUGCCAUAAAUGUAAGCGAUUGUUGUUGACUAGCGCUUUAAGGCCUUAAUCAAACUACCUGUAACGUAAAUUAUUUUAAAGAAACAAUAAAAGCAUAAUUUUGUGGUUAAUGAACCACAGUCUCAUGAGUGAUGUGGCUGUAAACAUUCCUAUUUAAAAUGGACUGAAAGAUGUAAAGUGAACAAUUUUGGCUGCUUUUUUUCUGUUCUCCUUUUUUACUUAUCUUUUACAUUGAACUUUUUUAUUCCUCUUAUGCCAAACUCAGCUACUGCUUGAACUGAUCUGGUGCUUUUAAACUAUCGAAAUAAUAACUUAUUGCUUCCGCUAUUACAUUUCAAGCAGUUGUAUUGAUGUUGGCAUGUGUUACCUUUUUAAUUGUGAGCUGUUCAAAUUAGUUAGCAGUUCCAAAAACCUGGCUCUUCUUGAAAGACAGAUUUUCAGAUCUUACUGUGAUUUGUGUUCAUGCUGGUUUGGUAAUAACUGUGAUCCUCUGCGUUUCCUAUGAUACAUUCAUAUUAUAUCUUGAUCGUCAUUCAAUUUUGGAAUGUGAAUUAUGAAUAUCCAAUGAACAGUGUCCUGAACAGUUUAUGCAUCUAGUUGUCGCUGUUGAAACUAUUUGUAUUUUGUGAUUUUGAUUUGCUUUUUAAUUAUUAUAGUAUUAUACUUUCGGCUAUGAAAGAGACAGGACAUGUAUUUUUAACGUAUUUUGAUGCAUUUGCUGCAAAUAUUUUCUUUCUUAUCUGAACUACUUUUUCGCUCAUGAUUAAACAAACUUGUCCAUGCAAUAGCUCCAUUGCGACGCAUACAUGUAAUACCAAAUAAUGUAGUCAUGUAAUGUAACCUUGAAUUAUCAAAGAUUUAAAUGAUUGUUAGGUGGGUUUACUCAUUUUGUGUUUUUAGAAGGAUGGUAUUUGUGCUGAGAGUGAAUAAGUGUUAUCUUUAUUCUGUGCCAAUUGGGUAUUUUAGCGUCUUAACACAGGCAUUGGCUGAGAAAUUCUUUUUCAUUCUGAGAAUAUUAAGAUGAUCUGUCCCUCAAUUGUAAAAUUUGGCACUAUUUCUUGAAAUUUGUAAAGAACUAUGAUUAUGAAAUCAUGAAGUCGGAUAUUUUGUCUGGAUUAUUUUUACACAUUGUAUUGUAGAUGCUAACAUACUGAGUUUGCUGCACAUCCCCCUAGAUAGGAACCUUUCAAUUAAUGAGUACCAUUACCAUCUAAUUUCAGACACUGUGGAGCUUUGUUUUAUUAUAAGAUACUAAACUGUAACAACGCUUCACCAUCCUUGUCAAAUUCUAUCUACUUUUGAGUCAAAACAUAACUAUAAUUUUAGAUGCAUAUGUGUAAAAGCCACAAUUUUGAUGGUACUAGGUAACUUACACUUUUAAAGAAAUCAUGUGGAAAUUGAAGCGUAUGAGAGCAACUGGUGUGACACAUUGUGUGGAUGAGGUUGUAUUAACAGAACUUAUACUCAUUUAUUUUAUUUUUAUCCUUUUCACUAGAGACCAUAAACAGAACGUAAAUUUGCAUGGAAGAUUUUGUCUGACUGACUGUAAAUGAUUGCUGUCAUUGUAAAUGCUUAAAAUGUUAGCUUUCAAACUUUCUGUUCAAGACCUACUAAUUUGUGUAUGUAAAUAUGUUUUUGUUUUUUAUGUAUGCAAAUAUUUAUUGAUCAUUCAUUGAUAUGUGGGUCAAUAUUACUUAUUUCAUUUGAUGAGGAAGAAAGAACUACCAUAACAUUUUCCAGCUGCUGAAGUACUGUACUUAUUUUCUAUGGAGAUACCUAAUAAAUUCCAGGCUGUUAAUAA